This is a messenger RNA of Astrephomene gubernaculifera, 2182 nucleotides long. NCBI's taxonomy places the organism in Eukaryota, Viridiplantae, Chlorophyta, Chlorophyceae, Chlamydomonadales, Astrephomenaceae. The record is from the annotation of a GenBank genome assembly.
GCCAUACCCCGCGGAAGCAAAGUACUGUGCUGAGGUAGUCUUUGUUUAAAGAACAAAUGAAGCAACAUCCGAAGCCCAACACGAGCAAUACUGUUGCACACCCUCAGCGCAUUACAAAGCGAAACAUCGAUCGGAGGGAGAAGCAAUUGCCUUUGAAGAGCACAGCUCGCUCAGACGAGGGUAGACUCAGCGCUUUGCAAGCUCUGUUGACCAGCUACGAAAAACUGCCUCGGCAGUCUGCGUACGCAAAGCAUCGCAUAGCUGUGGUACGCAAGGCUAUCUCCCUCCUUCAAAAGGAGGACCAACGCAGUGAGGAGCAAGCUCUUGAGUUGGAGAAGCUUUUGAAGCAGCUGAACAUUGGCUGACUGGGCAAUACGGUAUCCGGUCGCCUUUGCCUGCGAUAGAUAGAUCUCCUAAGCGGUCGCCAGCGUUGUGCGAUAAGUACUUAUUGGAGCUGCUUUGUCAGCUGCAUUGGGACCAGCCACCAUGGCCCUUCAUGGCAUGGAAUACUAUUCAGCGUGCGUAUCAGAGCCUCAGUCCGAGACGCGCAGGCCGCUUGUCGUCAUCUUACCGUGGAUGUGGGCUGAGCGCUCUGCCAUCGCCAAGCACGUGGCCCUGUACCACAGCCUCGGCUGCGAUGUCGCGGUGUUCCGCGGCUGGCCAGCGCUGGCUGUAUGGAUUCCCCUCCUAGCAAACCGCAACGCCUCAUUGCUAUUGAACGCACUUGCAGCCCACCUAAGGGACUCCCCUCGCGACGUCCUGCUGGCCUGCUACAGCGGCGCCGCCAAGGGCGUCCUCUGCCCGCUGCUGGAGCGCCUCACAGCAGCCAACACAACAGGAGCGGCCCCCCCGGCCCAGGCUGCAGGCUCCUCGCCACCCGCUGCCCCCAGUCAGCCAGCGCCUCACAGCGCGGCAACCACCACCCUAGCACCUCCCCCCAGCUCCUCCGGCACCCCUUCCUCCCUUCCAGCCCAACCCCAUUCCAGGGCUGCAGGGGAACAGACCCCGCACCUCCCCUCGCAACCCCAGCCCCAGCUGUCCUCCUCCUCCGCAUCCCCCUGCCCCCUGCCGCGAGAACCCCAAGCCCGGCUGCUGCGCACCCACCUUCGUGGCAUCAUAUUCGACUCAGGACCAGUGGAUUUCGAUUCCGCAGUCGGCGUCCGACUCUUCACCACUGCAAGCGUCCCAUGGGUCCGUCACCUGCAGGCUGCGGCGAGCACCGCCGCUGCCGGGCUGCUAGACUUCUGCCUUUACGAGCGUUUCGAGGCGCAGCGGCAGCGCAUGUGGGAUGUGCUGCGGGGAGGCCUGCUGGCCCUCCGACUGCCUGUGUUGUUUCUGUACAGCUGGCGGGGGGACAAGCUGGCGAACCCGCAGCCCAUACAUGCGCUGGCGAGGGCGCUGAGGGCAGCGACGGGAGCGGCUGCGGCAGCGGGGCAGGGGAGCGGUCAGCAGGGCGGGGGCUGCAGCAGCGACAGCGUCGCCUGCAGCAGCAGCGACAGCGACGACAACUGCAGCGGAAGCGCUGGGGGUGCAGCGCAGGUGCAGGCGCCCUCCCCUGUGCUGGUUCAAGAACAGGCGUGGGACGUGUCGGGGCACGUGGCGCAUCUGCGGCUGCACCCGGGAGACUACCGGGCGGCGGCGGGGGCCUUCCUGGGGCGGUGUGGGGGUGUGGGAGGGGGCAGCGGGGGGCCGUGAGGGAUAAGAAAGAUGCAUGGAGGGGGAAGCGGGGUAGAGUAGGAUGGAGGAGUGCUGAAUUGCGUGAAGUGCUGGAAGCUUAGGGGAUUGCAGUAGAAUGGUUUAAAGGCAGUAGGGUGCUAGAUACAUAGGUUGGACUGCAGGCGCAACACCGUUAAGAGGGCCGGAGGGAGGCAGUGAGGCUCUUGCAUGGGUCUGGGAAUGUAUGAAGUGGUUAUGUGCUGGAGUGAACCACAGCGGUUAGCAGGAGUUCCGCCUGCCUGUGAAAUGCUGGUGUGUUGCAUGUGGCGGUGCUACCGGUAUGCGCUGGUUGGCUUUGGGGGUGCACUGGGGAAGCCCCUUGCAGCGCCCUGCCGCUCCUGUUAAUUGUGGCAUGCAGCGCAGUGGCUGGUCGGGCCUGCGGGUGCUCAUCGGAAGCAUGCGGCUGCCGGCGUUCUGAGGGUCGAUGCAAAAAAUGGCCGCAUAUGCUGUAACGUGGUGCGCGUUC